This is a messenger RNA of Peronospora belbahrii, 375 nucleotides long. NCBI's taxonomy places the organism in Eukaryota, Oomycota, Peronosporomycetes, Peronosporales, Peronosporaceae. The record is from the annotation of a GenBank genome assembly.
AUGGACCGUUACGAAACUGAUGUUGGUCGCCCACUCUCCGAUUUGCAUAGGGUUAUGAGCCCGAACGAGGAUACGAUUGCUGACGACGAAGGUAGCCAGCGACCAAGAGCAGAUGUCUGUCGCGAAAUGGCCGACGCUCAAGGAGAGAACUUAGAGGUCAACGAAGACCGUGCGAACACGCCAAAACAGCUCCCUGACCUACUUGUGGGCCUCAACAAGCGAAUGGAUCGCAUGGAGGCGUCGCAAGAGAAGGCUAUGGGCAGCGAUGCUUCUGACGUGACACCACCCAGGCGUGUAUCGCCAGCAGUGUCGCCCAACACGUACUCUAGUGUUCACCAGCGUGGGUUCGCCGAUGCAGCUGCCAACGUAAAAUAG